AUGAACCUGAAGAAGUUGUACUCAACUUGUAGCCCCGAACGACAUUGGCAAACGAUCCUUGUGAACGCCGAAUCACUCACGAGAGAAGUAAUACCCUCAGCAGCGCUGGCGCACGGUAAAUCUGUUACUUCGGUGUUCGUGGUCGUGGAUCUAGAUGGUUUUGGGCUAGGUCAGUUCUGGCAGAUGAAAGGACUCGUUCAGAAAUCUUUCAACAUUUCACAGGAUUACUACCCUGAAACCAUGGGCUCCUUGGUUGUUAUAAACGCCCCGUCAUCCUUCACUAUCAUUUGGUCAAUCGUCAAGCCAUGGCUGGCGAAAGAGACUGCGGACAAGACAGACGUUUGGGGUACAGACUACAAGGAACGAUUACUAGAGUUGGUUGACGCGGAUUCCCUACCGAGCUUCCUUGGGGGUAAUUGUAAAUGCGAAGAAGCGGGAGGCUGUCAGCUGAGUGCUGCGGGACCUUGGCUGGAAGAAAGACAGGGACGGGGACCAAAGUCAUCACAAAAUGGAAAUGCUCAGCUUGAAACGUGA
Marasmius oreades (fairy-ring Marasmius) is the source of this 534-nucleotide messenger RNA. RefSeq lists its product as uncharacterized. The transcript has 3 exons. The record is from RefSeq and is a predicted model, not a curated record. Bases 1 to 534 code for a protein of 177 amino acids. NCBI's taxonomy places the organism in Eukaryota, Fungi, Basidiomycota, Agaricomycetes, Agaricales, Marasmiaceae.